AUGCUACCGUCGGAUAAAGAAAGUUCGCUAUCGUUGGAUAUAAAUGAAGAAAAAUUGUCCCAGUUGGAUAUCAAUGAAGAAAAUUUGCCACCGUUGGAGAUCAAUGCGCCAGUUAUACUCUUAGUUGGAAAAACAGGUGCUGGUAAGAGUACGUUGGGAAAUCAUUUGCUAAGAAUCUCGGAAGAUGAAAAUUGCGCUUUUAAGGUCUCCGAAGAUUUUCUCCGCGGUUUACCAAUUAAUGACAAAACUUACAACAUUAUCGACACGCCUGGGAUUUUUGAUACCAAAAAGCCCAAUGAAGAAAUCAUGGAAGAAAUCGCGCGCACCGUACAAAGAUGUGCUUAUGGAAUCAAGGCCAUAUUAUUUGUUUUUGAAGCCAAAAGGUUUACGGAUGAGCAAAAAAACGUGAUCGAUGGUAUAUCGACGUUUUUCGGAGAACAAGCUUUUUUAUACAUGAUUUCUGUCUUCUCGAAUUGUAACAAGAAAAAUACAAAUGAUCCAAAAAAUUUUGAAAAGUCUUGGAACGAUAAAGUUCGCAUGUUCGUCAAUCGCAUGGGUAAUCGGUGGGCCAUUUCUCCGAAUCCAGACAUCUUUCCCCCUGGUACUCAAAUGCAUGAAAAAUGUCUAGAAAAGUUAGAAAAUACUAUUUAUGACCUAAAUGGAAUAUAUACAAACGAAUUGCUCGAAAAGACACGAAAGGAGCAAGAAGAACUCGUGCGGAUUGCAAGGGAAGAACAAGAAAAGAGACAGAGAGAAUAUGAUGAGAUUAAACGAACGGAAGGUAGAGCUAGGGCAGAAGCAGAAUACUUGAAAAGAAAGGCUGAAGAUGAUGAGAGAGCACGUAUUGCAAAUGAUAAACAAAUUGAAAAACUUAAGGAUAGCAUAUAUGAAAAAUUAGUGAUCUUGAAAAAACUUGAAUCUGGAAGAAUCGUUCGAAUGUCGGAACUUCAAGUAGGGGAUCGAGUGUUGUCAAACAUCAGAAAUGAUAUUGAAGAGUUUUCAAAUGUUUACCUUAUCGCUCACAUUGGCAAACUCGAUCGUGAAGAAAAAUUUACCAAGAUAAGCUUCACUAAACCAGACGGCUAUAAAAGUCAUUUACGGCUCACAACCACUCAUUAUGUCUUCAAUGAAAAUUUAUCUAUCAUGUUUGCCAAAGAUUUACAUCCAGGAAAAACCAAGAUUUUAGUAUCUGAUGAUAAUAAUAAGCUUGUUCCGGUCAUUGUUGAUGAUAUAACAAAUGAAUGGCACGAUGAAUAUAUUAGCUUUUACACUCGGGCGGGUUCAGUUAUCGCCGAAGGCGUAUUUUGUUCUUGCUACGACGAUUGCCCGCCUUCUCAGUCGCUCAUGGACCUUGUUUUUUUACCAGUUCGCUGGUGGACCCAUUUCAAACCAAGCACGCAUCGUGACAAACGCCUUCAUCCUUAUGUUCAGUUCUUGGAAACUGCAUAUUUUUCUUUUAUCAAUUUAUUUAUGCAAUGA
This is a messenger RNA of Funneliformis mosseae, 1479 nucleotides long. The record is from the annotation of a GenBank genome assembly. NCBI's taxonomy places the organism in Eukaryota, Fungi, Glomeromycota, Glomeromycetes, Glomerales, Glomeraceae.